AUGUCGUUGAUCGAGAAUAUUUCCAUUUAAUUCGAAAGAAAGAUGGAGGUGCUGAUAGACGGCUAUUUCGACAAGCUGUUCAGCGAGAUGGAGCGCAGUUGUCUCGCCUCGCGAUACAAACGUCGCGAGCUGGUCGGCUAUUUCUCGGACGUGAUAAAUAGCUGCGCUGCAGCCGAGAACCUGGACAAGCAGGACGUCUGCGAGAGGAUAGUAAUGUCCGCCCUCCGCUACCACAACAUCGCCAUGAUGGAGAACGGUUACGUGUGCAUGCUGGGUAAAUUCCACAACGUUCUGUACGUGGCCGCGAAGCUCUGCUACGACUGGAACCUCGACAACAACGAGAUCGUCUCGCGUCUCUUAAACGACAUAUUCUACUGCGAGAAGACGUUCGAGCGUAUCCUGGUGGGCGCGAUCUUCGGCAUACGGGUGACACACUUCCUGUCCGGUUGGAAGAGCGACUUCGAGGACCGCGAGGAGAACAUACAGGCAUUGGUUUACUUCCUGCACCACGCGACAGUUGGUCGUCUCGAGUAUCGUUGCGAGUCGUCGCCCAUGAAGAGACGCUUCAUCGACAUCCCCAUGGAGUCUUACGGACAGGCGUUGCCUCUACGAGUUGCCAUUCAACAUGGCGCCCCGGACAUCCUACUCGUGAUGCUUCGUUACGGCGCCUCUGUAGAGCCCGACAAUCUAGCUCCCUCUCCCCUGGAAAUGCUUUUGACCCGACUGAACGAGUACGACCUCCAACCAGGCCAAGAAGAGAUCGUCUACCCGGAACCGUUGCUAGUCUGCCUGAGACUGAUCCUGCGAACCAUCACCACCGCGUUCAUAAAGACGCCCAGUCACAUCGCCGAUCAGAGCGGGGUCUUCAGUAUCUCGUUGUACGAACAGUACCCCGCCCUGAUGGAACGGAAGCUUGUACCGCCUGAGAGGAGUGGCCUAAGUCCACCGGAGUUAAGACAUCUCUGUCGAUGUCGGAUCAGGGAGACGCUGUUCGAGAACUGGGCCCUUCCUCACGGGAUCAAGACUCUGCAGAUCCCAGAGUCGCUCAAGAACUACCUGGAUCUCCUAUGCGACUGA
This is a messenger RNA of Dufourea novaeangliae, 1077 nucleotides long. RefSeq lists its product as uncharacterized. The record is from RefSeq and is a predicted model, not a curated record. NCBI's taxonomy places the organism in Eukaryota, Metazoa, Arthropoda, Insecta, Hymenoptera, Halictidae. The transcript is spliced from 2 exons. Gene Ontology annotation, biological process: intracellular signal transduction.